Messenger RNA from Papaver somniferum (opium poppy), 993 nucleotides. RefSeq lists its product as uncharacterized. The coding region runs from base 1 to 993 and encodes 330 amino acids. The record is from RefSeq and is a predicted model, not a curated record. NCBI's taxonomy places the organism in Eukaryota, Viridiplantae, Streptophyta, Magnoliopsida, Ranunculales, Papaveraceae. The transcript is spliced from 3 exons. Gene Ontology annotation, molecular function: catalytic activity.
AUGAAUGAUCCCUGUAAGGGUGAAUGGUUCUUAACCUAUUUAUAUGAUACUCCUUAUAAAGAGAACCAAGAAGAGCAAUGGGACUACAUUAGAGACCUUAGUGAAGUUGUCAAUAUCCCUUGGGCGGUUAUAGGGGAUCUAAACAUAACUCUUAAUCCUGAUGAAAAAUUAAAUCAUGCUUUCUCUUUGAGUAGUAGUAGUAUUACUCAUAAACUUAGAGAAGCAGAUCUUUCAUAUUUAGGAUUUAGUGAAAACCCUUUUACCUGGACUAGUAAUAAGCAUGGAACUGGUAGAAUCAAAAUUAGACUAGAUAGGGCCUUAAUUAACAGUGAAUGGUUUUUGAAAUACCCUGACUCUAGUUUAUCUCAUGUUUCUCAAAAUGGUUCAGACCAUACACCUAUACUUCUUCAGUUGUAUAAUAAUAUAUCUGUUAAAGAUUUUUUGUUUGCGAAUAAGUUGACUAAUACCAGAAAACAGUUAUCUUUGUGGAAUAAGAACACCUUUGGUCACAUUCAAAGAACUAUCACUAAUCUGAAAGAUAAGUUGACUUCUCUUCAAAAAACUGAUUCUAAUGGGAGAAAUACUAAUAAGGUUCUUCAAAUUGAAGUUGUAAUAGCUCAAUGGGAUGAAAUUGAAUCAAGUUUUUGGAGACAACAAGGCAAAGAUAAACUUUUUGGUGAAAUGGAUAUGAAUACCAAAUAUCAUACACGAACAAAUAUGAGAAGGUCAAGAAACAGAAUUGAUAGCCUUUUAGCUCCUGAUGAUGAAGACAACACAAAACUACUUCAAAUUCCUUCAGAAGCUGAGAUAUUUGAUACUCUCAUGUCCAUGGAAGCUUGGACAUCUCCAGGACCAGAUGGUUUCCCUCCUGGAUUUUAUCAAACUCAAUGGAACACAAUUAAGGUUGACCUUAUUGAGAUGAUACAAAACUUCUUUCUAUCUGGAUUUAUUCUCAAGCAACUCAACAAAACAAGAUUUUUGUCUAAUUCCUAA